ACGUCACCGGAAAGGUUCAGUUGCUAAGCUGCGCGUCUUCAGCAGCCACAACUUUUUUUUUUCAACAAGUCGUCAGCUGGCUUGUAGCAAGUGAACCUUGACCUCUGCGCUGCUCCACUGCACUUGCAGUUGAACAGUGUUUUAGUGAGAUUAUAUAGUACCUGAAAGUCGGAGGGGUUUGGCCACGGGUGUAGUGACCGCCAGUUUCUCUGAGGGAAGGGAGCCACGCAGCUGCUGCAAGACGCAACCUCCGCUGAUGUCUCCGGUGGACCAGGCUAAUUCCUGACUUUCCAGUGAGUUCCAGUGUGUUCCAGUCAUUAGUCUGAACCGCUGGGACAUUCAUGGCUGUGGCCAGCGCCACGAAGAUCUCAUGGCGACUGCAGGAGUUUGAGGCUCACAGCAGUCGAGUCUCCUGUGUGUCUCUGGGGAAAAAUUCCGGUCGUCUGCUGGCCAGCGGUGGUGAAGACUGCAGAGUCAACAUCUGGUCUGUGAGCAAGGCCAACUGCAUCAUGAGUCUGAGCGGUCACAAGAAGCCAGUAGAAUGUCUUCACUUCAACUCGUCAGAGGAGCUGCUGGCCACCGGUUCUCAGUCCGGGUCUAUACGAGUGUGGGACCUGGAGGCCGCCAAAAUCUUGCGCACUCUGGCUGGACACAAAGCAAACAUCACCAGUUUGGGAUUUCAUCCUGUUGGGUACUUUUUGGCCUCCAGCUCCACGGACACAAAUAUCAAGCUGUGGGACAUGCGGAGGAACGGCCACCUCUACAGUUACAAGGGCCACACGCAGGCCGUCAGGAGUCUGGCUUUCAGCCCCGAUGGGAAAUGGCUGGCGUCGGCGGGGGACGACCGCACCAUCAAGUUGUGGGACCUGAUGCAGGCCAAGACCAUCAGCGAGUUCAACGCGCACGACGCCGCUGUCACCGCCAUCCAGUUUCAUCCAAACGAGUACCUCCUGGCGUCCGGCAGCGCCGACAGGUCCGUGAAGCUGUGGGACCUGGAGAAGUUUUCCAUGGUGGCCUCGUUAAAGGGCGAUACCAGUCCGGUCAGGUGUAUCCUCUUCAGUCCAGACGGAAGCUGCCUGUUUAGCGGCUCUACAGACUCUCUGCGUGUUUACGGCUGGGAGCCCGACCGCUGCUUGGACUCUGUGGCGGUAGGGUGGGGCCGAGUGUGUGACCUCGCCGUCUGCAACGAGCAGCUGAUCGGCGCGUCUCACCAGCUGAGCAGCGUGGCGUCCUACGUGGUGGACCUGAAGCGCGUCAAGACGACCCCCACGCUCCCAGGAGUCGUCCAGAACCAGCAGCCGUCGUCGGAGCCCAAGGGAGUGGCGCUACGCCGCAGCUACGAGCGACCCGCGACCGACUGCCGGGCUCAAGGGGUGAAGCGCAGCUCAGAUGCUGACAGGCGGAGUCCUGAAGGCGAGAGGCGGAGCCCUAGCGAGGAUGAAGCGGACGAGAAAGUUUCUUCGGCUGAAAUCCACAAUGCGGAAGACUACAAGGAAAUCUUCCAGCCCAAGAACGCCAUCUCUCGGACUCCUCCCAAGAUGGCAGAACCUUUCCCCGCCCCCCCAGAGGAUGAACUGUCGUCAUCGUUUGGACAACAUGUCAACAACUUGCCCGUUAUUCCCGACAAUCUGCAGGUGUCGCCGUUGUCCACGGCCACGCCCAUCCAGAGGGUGGAGCCAAUUGUGGUCACCUGCACCAAAAACCCCGCCCCCUCGGGUCAGGUGUUCCCAGCCCCUGCCAGCAGCAUGCCGCCACCACCACCACCGCCGCCGCCUCUUCAGACGUACGUCCAACCGCAUCCUGCAAUCUUCCCCAUCAGCAGGAACGAGCCGAUCGGCCUCAAUGUGGCCGACUUCCUUCCUUCAUCGCAGGACAAGAGAGCGCCGGUUCUGAGCGACGACGAGGCGCUGAGUCAGAUCCGCAAAGGCCACGACACCAUGUGCGUGAUGCUCAGCAGCCGACACAAGAACCUGGACAGCGUGCGAGGCGUGUGGGCCCGCGAGGGCAUCAAGUGCGCUUUGGACGCUGCAGUUUCCAUGAACGACCUGUGCAUCGUCGUGGAUGUCCUCAGCAUUGUCAACAUGCAGCCGACACUGUGGAAACUGGACGUGUGCAUGACGAGUCUUCCUCAGAUUGACAAACUCUUGCAGAGUAAAUACGAGAGCUACAUGCAGUGCGGCUGCACCUCGCUCAAGAUCAUCAUGAAAUACUUCUGGCCGCUCAUCUCCGACACGCUCAGGGCAACGCCGUCGGUGGGCGUGGACAUUACACGCGAGGAGCGACACCAUAAGUGCAGGAUGUGCUACAGGCAGUUGAAGAACGUCAACAACGUGGUGAAGAACAAGGCGUCUCAAGUCGGCCGCCAUGGUUGUGCCUUCAGGGAGUUGCAGCUGCUCUUGGGGCCGCUGGAUGAUGCGCUUUGAAGAAAAGAAAAAAAAACUUUCGGGAGCUUUGCAUUCUUUCAAUAAAGUAAAAAAAAAAAAACAUUUUGCUGACCAGGACCAGGGGUGUUUCUUCAAGUCUGAAGAUGACUUUUCUCUGUGGACAAAAGUCCUCGCCUGGGAGAGCCUGGAAUCAAGUCUUCUACAUACAAACAAAGGAGGACUUGAUUUAAAAAAAAGUGAUUUUUGUCACUGAAGACUUCUGAAUGGCUCUCGGUCUACGUGAGUACAACACUCCCGGGACUUCACCACCCAUCAGGGUGCGUCCCCACCGUCAUCGCCUUAUUCUUAACAAGUCACUGUGGAAGAAAUUAAGGGAAAUAUCAUUGAAGCAGAGGUAUGGCUUUCACAACUUCUACUCCUGAGCUUCAGUCAUUGUUUUACAAAACCAGCGAAGUUGGCACGUUGUGUAAAUGGUAAAUAAAAACAGAAUACAAUUAUUUGCAAAUCCUUUUCAACUUAUAUUUAAUUGAAUAGACUGCAAAAACAAGAUAUUUAACUGAGAAACUACUUUUUUUUUUUUUGCAAAGAAUCAUUAACUUAGAAUUUAAUGGCAGCAACACAUUGCAAAAAAAUUGGCACAGGGGCAUUUUUACCACUGUGUUACAUAGCCUUUCAUUUUAACAACACUCAGUAAACGUUUUGGGAACUGAGGAGACUCAUUUUUGAAGCCUUUCAUGUGGAAUUCUUUCCCAUUCUUGCUUGAUGUACAGCUUAAGUUUUUCAACAGUCCGGUGUAUCCGUUGUCGUAUUUUAGGCUUGGCAAUGUGUUACACAUUUUCAAUGGGAGACAGGUCUGGACUACAGGCAGGCCAGUCUAGUACCCGCACUCUUUUACUAUGAAGCCACGCUGUUGUAACACGUGGCUUGGCAUUGUCUUGUUGAAAUAAGCAGGGGCGUCCAUGAUAACGUUGCUUGGAUGGCAACAUGUGUUGCUCCAAAACCUGUAUGUGCCUUUCAGCAUUAAUGGUGCCUUCACAGAUGUGUAAGUUAGCCAUGCCUUGGGCACUAAUACACCCCCACACCAUCACAGAUGCUGGCUUUGGAACUUUGCGCCUUUGACAAUCUGGAUUGUUAUUUUCCUCUUUGGUCUGGAGGACACGACGUCCACUUUUUCCAAAACAAUUUGAACAGUUGACUCGUUAUACCCAACAGCACUGCAUCAGUCCAUCUUAGAUGGUGGCGUUUCUGGGUGUUGUUGAUAAAUGGCUUUCGCUUUGCAUAGUAGAGUUUUAACUUGCACUAAAAGAUGAACUGUAGUUACUGACAGUGGUUUUCUGAAGUGUUCCUGAGCCUGUGUGGUGAUAUCCCUUACACACUGAUGUUGGUUUUUGAUGCGGUACCGCCGGAUCGAAGGUCAUGGGCAUUCAAUGUUGGUUUUCGGCCUUGCCGCUUACAUGCAACACUUUCUGUAAAUUCUCUGAACCUUUUGAUGAUAGAUGGAGAAAUCCCUAUAUUCUUGCAAAAGCUGGUUGAGAAAUGUUUUUCUUAAUCAAUUUGCUCAGGCAUUUGUUCACAAAGUGGUGAGCCUCGCCCCGUCCUUGUUUGUGAAUGACUGAGCAUUUCACGGAAGCUGCUUUUAUAUCCAAUCAUGGCACCCACCUGUUCCCAAUUAGCCUGUUCCCUUGUGGGAUGUUCCAAAUAAGUGUUUGAUGAGCAUUCCUCAACUUUCUCAGUUUUUUUCUGCCACUUAUGCCAGCUUUUUUGAAACAUGUUGCGGGCAUCAAAUUCCAAAUGAGCUAAUAUUUGCAAAAAAUACCAAAGUUUACCAGUUGGAACAUUAAAUAUCUUGUCUUUGCAGUAUAUUCAAUUGAAUAUAGGUUGAAAAUGAUUUGUAAAUCAUUGUAUUCUGUUUUUAUUUACCAUUUACACUAUGUGCCAACAUCACUGGUUUUGGGCUUUGUAUUUGCCAGAACCCUUCUCUUUUUUUGGACCGUUCUUUUGAGUUAGCUAAUGUUUGCCAAAUUAAUCGCAGCACAAUCAAGUCUUUUGACCACUAACAAACCCCUGGCAGGGUCUCAAACUGAAAACUCACAUCAGCGCGCUUAUUAAAUAUGUAUACCGCAUUCUUGAUUCCCGAGGGUGUGAAUUUUGACGUUCCACAGUUACCAGCAGGCACAUGCACAGAAAUUCUACGGGGCAGGUGCUCAAGCCAGAAUAAAGGGCAACUUCAUGUAUUGCGAAAAUUACGCAUAAAAUUAUUAGGAUCAAAAUCUCAUAAUCGCUGUUUGCGAAUUGGUUUGUAACGGAAGUUUAUCUUCAAUGUCACACUUAGAAAAAUAUCAAGCAUGUCAUUUUUUGACCCCUGUGAAGGCCUUUUUGAUCAGAUAGUCACAGGUUUAAAUCUGCAUUCCAACCUCGCAAAUGUCUACUCAAUUUCAUAAUGGAGUGACACAACAGUAAUUAUGGCCUAAAUACAACAACAAUUUGCUAAAAGAACAAAAGAAAGUCAGCCUGUGUCCCUGAGGGUUAAGCAUCCAAAGAAAGAGCUAGAUUAGAUUGGAUUUUUUAAAUUUGUACCCACAGGUAUAUUUGGUUUGCAGUGAGAGACAUUCAUACGAAACAAUAUAAUAAAUAAAUGAAAAAACAUGAGUAAUUUAAAGGGGAAGCAUAAGGUUCCUAAGCAAGUUAAAAGGAACCACAUUUUUUAACCAUAAAAUAUAUACAUAUAUAUAAAAAAAAAAAGUAUAUAUAUAUGUAUAUAUGUAUAUAUAUAUAUAUGUGUAUAUAUAUGUAUAUAUAUAUAUAUAUGUGUAUAUAUAUGUAUAUAUGUAUAUAUAUAUAUAUAUGUGUAUAUAUAUAUAUAUAUGUGUGUAAUAUAUAUAUAUAUAUAUAUAUAUAAACAAUGAGUCCACACAGAGCUAACAGCCAAAGAUUCAAGGCAUGGGGGUCAAACUCUGGCCCGCGGGACAAAUUUGGCCCGCCGUGUAAUUUCAUUUGGCCCUUGAGUCAACAUCAAAUGAACAUUAGAGCUGGCCCGCCGGGUUUAUUAAGCGGCACCGCCGCUGUAACACCGCAUAUACUCAUACUUGCCAACAUUCCCGAUUUUCCCGGGAAACUCCCGAAGUUCAGUGCCCCUCCCGAAAAUCUCCCGAUUUCCACCCGGACAACAAUAUUGGCGUUCUCUGCAACCUGUCGUCACGUCCGCUUUUCCUCCAUACAAAAUAUACUUGGCAUACUUGGUCAACAGCCAUACAGGUCACACUGAGGGUGGCCGUAUGUACAACUCUAACACUGUUACAAAUAUGCGCCACACUGUGAACCCACACCAACAAGAAUGACAAACACAUUUUGGGAGAACAUCCGGACCGUAACACAUCAGAACAAAUACCCAGAACCCCUUACAGCACUAACUCUUCCAGGAUGUUACAAUAUACACCCCCCACCGCCGCCAACCCCCACACACACCUCAACUCCGCCCACCUCAUUGUUAUUUUAUUUUCUAAUUUAUUAGCCUGUGGAAAAAGUUAAUGUUGAUAUUUACCUCAGAAGGCUGCAAAUAGAAAAGAGGCCUUAAUUUUUUUAUUUAAAUUUGAUUUAAUAUGCCAUUGAUGUUUUUUCGUUUGAUUUGUGAAAGUUGAUUUUGCGCUAAUAAGCUAUGUAAGCGUUGCUCGUUCCAUAUUCAGUGUUAGAGCAAACUGAGCCAUAAUUAACGUUUUUGUCAGACCGUGGACUACGGUGGGGUUUGUUUUCCCGGAAUGCAAAAGAAGGUGACGGGACAUGGCGUGAAGGUAAAUACAUGAUUUUAAUCUUAACUCAAAAGCUACAAACAAAAGGCACUCACAGUGGUGGCACAAAACUUAACGCAGGGAACGAAACUAAUACUUAAACAUAAACUAAGAACAUAAAACAAACAGCACCUACUGUGGCCUGAGCAAGGCAGCAUGAACAAUGAACAUCAGUACCAACUAUUGCAUGGACAGAGCAAAAACAAGAGUGAUGACACCAGAACGACCAACAGAAAAGGACAGGCUUAAAUAGUGACAUGAUUAAGAACAGGUGCGUGAGUUCAAACAAAUGAGGCAGGUGAAACUAAUGAGUUGUCAUGGAAACUAAAACAAUCCAGGGUGCGCAAAAACAGGAAGUAAUGGAGUCAAAAACAAACAGAACAUGAUCACAAGACAUGACAGUUUUAUUCAUGCACUUUCUCUUGCUACUUCAAGGCUUGAAUGUUGAUUCAUUCAUUAUUAUUUUAUUUUCAAAUUUAUUAUUAGCCUGUGGAAAAAGUGUAUUUUAAUAUUCACCCCAGAAGGCUGCGAAUAGAAAAGACGCAUUAAAUUUGUAUUUAAAUUUUAUUUGAUAUGCCGUUGAUAUUUUCUAAAUAUUAUUAUAAUUUGAAACUUGAUUUUGCAUGUCACUGUAAAGUUAUACAAGCCUUGCAAAACUCGUUUCAGUCCCUAUUAAUGUCAGGGCGUGGACUUUGGGGUGUUUGUUUUCCCGAGAUGCAAGUAAAGUCGAUCGGACAUGGCUUGGAGGUAAAUACAUGAUUUUAUUUCAACUCUAACAAAAGGUACAAAACUAACGGCGCGCACAAAGGCGAAGAACAAACUUGACUAGUGAACAAAAACUAGCACUUGGGCAAAAAAACUAUGAACAUGAAACAAAUAAACACUUACUGUGAGAAGAAAUACACAAAACUCACGUGGCAAGAAACGAGCAGCAAGAAAACUAUGUCAGCAUGACAAUGGCAUGAGUAGAAAAGAUAUCAGAUAGCAUGGGUGUCCAGGAGGUAAUGUCGCCAGGCCGACUGCCUGGCAACUGCAAGCUUGAAUAAUACCGACCUGAUUAGUGACGGGUAUGUGAGUGCAAAGCGUGAGACAGGUGAAACUAAUGAGUAGACAUGGAAAGAAAACAAGCAAGAGUGCACAACCAGGAACUAAAGAGUCCGAAAAACAAACAGCACAUGGCCAAACAAAAACAUGAUAAAUUAAAAGGUCCAUUUGUUCAACCUCGGCCCACGGCUUUGUUCAGUUUUAAAUGUUGGCCCACUCUGUAUUUGAGUUUGACACCCCUAAUUCAAGGAAUACACGCCGCACUUACCCAUGUAAAAAAUGAUCCAAGGAGGGUUACCUUAAACCAGGGGUGUCCAAACUUUUUCCACUGAGGGCCGCACACUGAAUAAUCAAAGCAAGCGGGGGCCAUUUAUUUUAAAAAACCAAUACAAUAUAUGUAUAAAAAAUAUACAUUCAGGCCUCCACUCAGGCUGGAUCCCGGGGACCCCAAAGGGUUUUGGUAAAAAUAAAAUGUUAAAAAUGUGUCAUUAUUCAGUAUUAAUAUUUAUUCAAGUUUUAAAUCUCUAGAUCAGGGGUCGGGAACCUUUUUGGCUGAGAGAGCCAUGAAAGCCAAAUAUUUCAAAAUGUAUUUCCGUGAGAGCCAUAUCAUAUUUUUUAACACUGAAUACAACUAAAUGUGUGCAUUUUUAAGUAAGACCAACCUUUUAGAGUAUAAUAAGUCUCUUAUUCUUUUUAAUAACAUUGUUAUUCUGAAGCUAACCAAUAAUAAAUAAAAUGUCAUGUCUGUUAAUCGUGUUUUUGUUUGGCCAUGUGAUGUUUGUCCUUUGGACUCUUUAAGUUCCUGUUUUUUUUCCACUCCCUUGUCUGGUUUCCUUGGUUACUCAUUUUGUCCACCUGUCUCUGGUGGACAAAAUGCUUCCCGAGCACUAAUCAGAGGCAGUAUUUUGCCAGUCAGUCGCCCUGUGCUGACUUGUUUCAUGCCUUGCCAUAGUUUCGUGCUUCAUGCCAUGCCAAGUAAGUUUUGUUUGAUUUAUGUUCUUAGUCUGUUUAUGCGUUAGCUUUUUUCUUCAGCCCAAGUUGUGCCUCCGCUGUGAGCGAUUUUUGUUUGUAUAUUUUUUUUGUUCAAAUUAAAUCAUGUUUUUAGCUAAAUGCAA
This is a messenger RNA of Nerophis ophidion (straightnose pipefish), 8328 nucleotides long. It is a transcript of the gene katnb1, whose product is annotated as katanin p80 (WD repeat containing) subunit B 1. NCBI's taxonomy places the organism in Eukaryota, Metazoa, Chordata, Actinopteri, Syngnathiformes, Syngnathidae. Bases 342 to 2423 code for a protein of 693 amino acids. The record is from RefSeq and is a predicted model, not a curated record. Gene Ontology annotation, biological process: microtubule severing; microtubule depolymerization. The transcript is spliced from 21 exons. Gene Ontology annotation, cellular component: katanin complex. Gene Ontology annotation, molecular function: microtubule binding.